This is a messenger RNA of Vittaforma corneae ATCC 50505, 2730 nucleotides long. RefSeq lists its product as uncharacterized. Bases 1 to 2730 code for a protein of 909 amino acids. NCBI's taxonomy places the organism in Eukaryota, Fungi, Microsporidia, Nosematidae. Gene Ontology annotation, biological process: double-strand break repair via homologous recombination. Gene Ontology annotation, cellular component: Smc5-Smc6 complex. The transcript has a single exon. The record is from RefSeq and is a predicted model, not a curated record. Gene Ontology annotation, molecular function: ATP hydrolysis activity; ATP binding.
AUGCUGAAGGAGUAUAAGGAUGGGAAUAUUCUCACCCUAAGUGUAAGAAACUUUCAGACAUUCACAAGCCAGCAAUUUAGGUUUGGUCCAUCUCUAAACUUGAUAGCUGCUCCCAACGGCUCUGGGAAAAGCUCCAUUGCAAAUGCUAUCGCUCUUGCAUUCAAUGGAUCUCCAAGGACAAUAGGAAAGUCGAAGGACAUAGUCGAAUACAUAAAAUUUGGGUGUCAGGAAGCAGAAAUAUGUGUUGAGGUCUGGUUUAAAGAGAAGAUAGUGAAGCUGAGUAGGAGGAUUACUCCAAACCAUAGCUACUACUACAUAAAUGGGGAACUGACGGCCCAGAAGAGGUACUUUGAGCUUCUGAAGGAGAUGAGCAUAGAUGUAAACAAUCUUUGUACAUUUCUACCUCAGGAAAGGGUGGGUGAGUUCUGCAAGAUGGAGCCCAAGGAACUUCUGGAAGAGGUAAUAAAGAAUACCCAUAUUGACAUGUCUGUGGUCAGGGAUUUAUAUGAUAGGAGAGCUAAGGUUGAGGAGGCGCUUCACUUAAACGAAGAGAAGAAGAAAAUGGUUGAAGAUAGAUUGAAUGUAUUGGAAUCUGACAUGAAAGAAGUAAGGGGGCACGAGGAAAAUACAUUGAAACUAGCGCGACUCGAAUACAAAAAAGACUGUAUCAAUUUUGAAUAUUUGAAGCACAAAUUUACUGCUCUGAAAAAGGAAUAUAGGGAAGUCAAGGAAAAAAUCGAAGAGUCUGAAAGAUCCAUUUCAGAAUUCCAAGAAAAAAUUGCUUUGUGUGAAUCCAAUCCAGCUUUUACUGAGUAUAAGAAGAGUGUUGAUAUUCUUCUAGCUCAGAAUGAGCAGCUAAGAGGUCAGGGGGAGAAUCUUAGAUCAAAACUUGAAAAGCUAGAAAUGCUUCACUCUGACGAGGAGAAGAUAAGGAAGAAAAUGGCACAAGGCCAAUCUGAAUUUAUUGAACGACAAAAGGAGCACACUCGGACCAAGACUGAGUAUGAAAACGCCAGUGAAGAAUUCUAUAAGGAAAUCAGGCAGUUCAAAAAUAAAAUUGUUCAAACGUGCUCUAGGCCUGAGCUUGGAGGGCUAUUAAUCUUAAAUGGCAGCAUAGCUCUUUCUGAAAUAACAUCCUUGGAGGACUUGGAUUCACUUAUUCCAUCCCUGGGAAGAAUUGAUGAUAAAAUCCAGGAAUGCAACUUUGAACUUUCAAGAAUUCAGAAUACCUCCCAGGAGAUUCAAAGAAAGAUCGAGGAUUUAGAAAGACAGAAGCAGAUACAUUCAGGACAAGAUUCGUUAAGGAUGGAUAUGCUUAGAAGGUAUGACAGUGAUACUUACAAAGGAGUGAUAUGGCUAAGGAAUAAUAAACAUGUGUUCAGAGAUGAGGUUCUAGAGCCACUUUAUCUGCAUCUAGAAGUAGACAAGAACUAUCAGCAAUAUGUUGAGUCGUUCCUUGGAUUUCAGGCACUUUCCUCCUUUAUUGCAAAGAAUGACCAAGAUUUCUCUCUUCUAACAGGUGUCCUUAAGGAUAAGCAGAAUCUGUCAGUCAAUGUAGCUAUGCACAGCCAAUCCAAAAUACAGGGAAUUUCAAGAGCAGACAUACAGAAGUACAAUCUUGAUGGUGUUCUUAGUGACUUCAUUCAGUGCAGACAGGAGUAUAGGGAUUUUCUAAAUAACUAUGGACAUUUCAACACCAUUCCUGUCUCUACGAAAGAGAUCAACGAGGAGGACAUAUAUUUUAAUCUUCCGGAAUGUAAGAGAAUGGCGUUGGGAAAUAGGUAUUCUGAGAUCAAGAAAAGUAGGUAUGGAGAUGAUUAUGUGAUAAUUACAAACCGGCUGGUCCAGAAAGGACUGUUCAACUUUCCAAAAAUUGAUGUCAAUGGCAUAGAUGCAGAGAUGGGAGUUUUACAAAAGGAGCGGGAGAAGAACAAAAUACGGGUAGAGAGGAUACUAGAGCAAAAGAAUGAGUUGAAUGAAAAGAAAGUCUUUUUAAAGAAGGAGUUUGACACAUCAGCUGUUACCAAAGCAUCGUUCAACAUGAAAAGACUAAUGAGGAAUCUGGAAUUUUGUGAGAAUCAACUGAAGGAAUUUAGCACGGCCAAAUAUGAUGAAAAGCUCAAGAUUGCCGAGCAAGAAAUUAAAAAGACAUACCGAGAUAUUAAAGCAAUCCAAUGCAGACUUGAGGAAGUUUUGGAUAUUGAAAAUAUUCCAAAGAUUGAUGUUGAAGCAGUGAGGGAACUUAGGCUUGACAUUGACAAUUAUAUAAGACAGCUGCAGUACUUCGCGUACUCAAAGAGUAUGGAAGAGGAAAAAAUCAAAACAAUUGAAAGAGGCAAGGAAACUACCAAGGCCGAAGUGAGAAGUCUUAAGGAAAAGCUGGAUUCGUAUUCCGAGAUGGGUACUCUUGAAGGGCUGCCUGAGACAAUUGAUGAGAUUGAAGAUCAGAUCAGUUUUCUCCAUGCCAAGCUAAAGAUAAACAAAGGACAGGAUGGUGUUAAGGAGGAUUAUCGGAAGAAACAAGGUCUUCUUGAGCGCAUUUCAAACGACAUGACUGAUUUAAAUGCAGACAAGGCCGAGUUAGACAGGCUGUACCAUAAAGAAAAGAAAAGAUUGGUUGAAGAAAUCAACCUUAGACUUGCUCCUGUAAAUAGGACUUUUAUGCAGAUGUUUGAGAGGUUCGAUUGUUCAGGAAAAUUAGAGCUAGAUAGCAGAGGGAUUGGGAGUUGA